This is a messenger RNA of Sabethes cyaneus, 2934 nucleotides long. RefSeq names its product metabotropic glutamate receptor 8-like. Gene Ontology annotation, molecular function: adenylate cyclase inhibiting G protein-coupled glutamate receptor activity. The transcript is spliced from 13 exons. Gene Ontology annotation, biological process: G protein-coupled receptor signaling pathway. The record is from RefSeq and is a predicted model, not a curated record. Gene Ontology annotation, cellular component: membrane. Lineage: Eukaryota; Metazoa; Arthropoda; Insecta; Diptera; Culicidae. Bases 1 to 2934 code for a protein of 977 amino acids.
AUGAAGCAAUUGAUACUGAUCUUCAACGUUGAAUUCGUUUUUUGUUUGGUAAAUGUAGCAGCUCACUCCGAAAGGCGCGACUUAUUACACCACGAGAUUAUUAGGAACCAUCAAAAUUAUCACUAUUAUAGCGUGGACAAUUGUGGAAAUGAAAUAAAAUUUAUCGAGAGAAAUAGCAACAGAAGCAGCAGACACUUUACUAAAGUUUUGUGCCAAAAUAAAUUCACUUUAAAGCGCAAAAGGCAUGGAUAUCAACAAUUAUACAAAAACAGGUACCUUGUACGUCAUAGUGUAAUAAAAGAGGAACGUAAUAACACCAAAUCAUCGCAUGCCAUUCAUUGGCCAGUCAAAAGGGAAGCGACCGUAGAAGGUGAUCUUAUUCUAGGAGGACUUAUGAUGGUGCAUUCUAGAGAAGAUUCUGUUACAUGUGGACCUAUUAUGCCCCAAGGUGGCAUACAAGCAUUAGAAACAAUGCUAUACACGUUAGACAAAAUCAAUAUGGAUAAUCUUGUCCCUAAUGUAACAAUUGGAGCGCACAUUUUGGACGAUUGUGAUAAAGAUACUUACGGUCUUGAAAUGGCCGUUGAUUUUAUAAAAGGAUCAAUUAGUAAUAUUGAUGACGCGACAGACUACAAUAAUUGUAGCAAAGGUCACAAAAAGAAAGUAAUAUCGGGUGUCGUCGGUGCAGCUUCUUCCGUUACAUCUAUUCAAGUCGCAAAUCUUCUACGACUUUUCAGGAUUCCGCAGGUAUCAUACUUUUCCACGAGUCCUGAGCUGAGCAAUAAACAGAGGUUUGAAUAUUUUUCUCGAACAAUUCCAUCAGACCAUUACCAAGUGAAAGCGAUAGUUGACAUCGUGCGAAAGCUAGGAUGGAGUUAUAUAUCAAUUAUUUAUGAAGAGAGUAAUUAUGGUAUCAAGGCUUUCGAAGAAUUGGAUGAACUUCUCUCAAAAUAUGGGAUCUGUAUUGCCAUCAAAGAAAAACUGGUGAAAGAUUCUGGUGUAGCUGAAAAAAUUGCGUAUGAUAACAUUGUACAAAAAUUAUUAACAAAACCCAGGGCUAAAGGUGUUAUAAUCUUUGGAUCUGAUCAAGAAGUGGCCGAAGUAAUGAGAGCGGUGAGGCGUCAAAAUGUCACUGGAGUAUUUUCAUGGAUCGGUUCAGAUGGGUGGAGUGCUAGAAAUUUAGUAUCUGAUGGAAAUGAAGCAGAAGUCGAAGGAACUUUAUCCGUGCAGCCACAAGCUAACUCUGUGAUCGGGUUUGAGGAAUAUUUUCUCAACCUUACUGUUGCAAAUAAUCGCCGAAAUCCUUGGUUCGUAGAAUUUUGGGAAGAUCAUUUUCAAUGCAAAUAUCCUGGCUCACCUUUAACACCAUAUAACGUAAUGUAUACCAAAACAUGUUCAACAACUGAACAACUGUCAAGACAUUCGCUUGAUUUCGAGGACCAGCUGCAAUUCGUUAGCGAUGCGGUAAUGUCUUUUGGGUAUGCAAUUAAAAAUAUGCAUAGAGAGAUGUGCAAUGGCCAGCCGGGAUUAUGUGAUGAUAUGAAACCAACAAAAGGAGCGGAUCUUUUAAAAUAUCUUCGGAAAGCCGAUUUUGUUGGUUUAAGUGGCGACAGAUUUAAUUUCGACGCUAACGGUGAUGGACCAGCACGCUACAAUAUCAUUCACUUCAAGCAGGUGGAACCAGAAAGAUAUACAUGGAUUAAAGUUGGUGAAUAUUACCAAGGAGAAUUACGCCUAAACAUGGAAGAUAUUCAAUUUGGUAUUAAAAACCCAACUGCUCCUGAAUCCGUUUGUAGCAGACCAUGUGAAAGGGGACAGGCGAAAAAAUACGUGGAAGGCGAAGGUUGCUGUUGGCAUUGCUUCAACUGUUCGCAGUAUCAGAUUCAAAAUCCAACUGAUGAAACACAUUGUAUAAACUGUCCUAGAGGAACUAUACCCGAUUUAUACCAUGAAGCAUGUCAACAUAUUCCGGAGGAUUAUCUAAAGCCAGAAUCGCCAUAUGCAAUUGGAGCAAUGUCAUUCAGUACUUUGGGAAUACUCUUGACGCUUUUCGUAGUUGGAGUCUUUUUAAAAAAUAAUGACACUCCCGUUGUGCGUGCAUCAGGAAGAGAACUGAGCUAUGUACUUCUCAGUGGCAUUCUCCUAUGUUACGGCGUCACCUACGCAUUGGUAUUUAAACCAAAUGAUAUAGUUUGUGGCGUUCAGCGUUUCUGGUCGGGAUUCUCGUUCACCGUAAUAUACGCUGCACUUCUCACCAAAACUAAUAGAAUAGCUCGGAUAUUCAAUGCGAGUACUAAGUCGGCAAAGCGUCCUUCAUUUAUUAGUCCCCACUCACAGCUUGUUAUAUGUGGGAUCCUGAUAUCUUUUCAGAUUCUUAUUAACGCAGUAUGGAUGGUUGUGUCACCAGCGCAUGCAAUGCAUCAUUAUCCCACUAGAGAGGAUAAUCUACUCGUUUGCAAUUCCUAUACUGAUGCAUCCUACAUGAUUGCUUUUUUUUAUCCAAUAUUUCUGAUCAUUGUAUGUACUGUUUAUGCUGUUCUUACGCGUAAGACUCCAGAGGCUUUCAACGAAUCUAAGUAUAUAGGUUUUACCAUGUACACGACGUGCGUGAUAUGGCUAGCGUUCAUUCCAUUAUAUUUUGGAACAGGAAACAAUGUUCAACUUCGCAUUACAUCGAUGUCGGUUACGAUAAGUUUAUCGGCAACAGUUACACUGGCUUGCUUGUUUUCACCUAAGCUGUACAUUAUUCUAAUCCGACCAGAGCGCAACAUAAGGCAAAGCAUGAUGCCUAUUCGAUACAGUACCAUAAACAAAACGACAGGGUCAGCGCAAUCAUCGAUGAUGGCAGCUGUUAUUGUUACAGCGGCAACUUGCAAUGAAAAUGAAAAGGUGAUAAAAAAUGUUUCAAACGAAAACAUUGCCGCUAGUUAUUAG